CCGGAAAGCCCAUGGCGGCGGAGGCUCGCCGGCGCGCGUCAAGACGUGGAGCGGGAUGACCGGACGACGGGGUGGCGAAAGACUGCGUGCGAACUCACUGUUCGGCGGCGGCGGCGGCGACGGGUUCCGGGCGGUGAGGAGGCUGGUGAAGCUCAACUCCGCCGUCCAGAACAGGAGCGUCAGGGAGCUGCUGGAGCUCGCCGGCGAGGAGUGCAUGUUUCUCUUCAGUAAAAUCUCCUCCAUUGAUGUUUCGCAGAUGGGCAAGAACGUGUUUCUGCUACUCCACGCAAUGAUGCUUAAGCACCACGUAUCGUUCGUGCUCAAGCCGACUGAGAACGAAGGCUUCGACUUGGGCAUCAAAUGGUCGCUAGAAUGGAAGGGCAAGAAGCUGCCUUGGGACCUAGACUGCAACAUCUCCACGAAUCACGUCUACAGGGGCAUGCUGCUUAUUAACGAAGUGAACAAGGUUUAUGUGCCACUACUUCAGAGGAUUCUUCAGACAAUUCACCAGAAUAUGGAUAUGGUAAUUUUGACCUUGGCUAACAAGUUUCUGCCAGAAGGCACGCUUGAUGAGAGGGACAGAAGGACAAUAGUCGCAUGUGCCAUCAUUGGUCUGGUGGUCAUGUUAGUGUUCUACAAUAUGUUCAAGAACUUGUAGCUUUAUUGGGCCAGAAAGAUCACAACUUCACAAUCAUGGUCUACCUUGCACAGCUACCAGAACAUGCUGUAAAUGAGCAACACAUGAUGCAGAACUGGUGACAAGUGACAACAGAGAAACAAGUCACCAUAGCACUAUGCAAAAA
Molecule: messenger RNA, 803 nt
Organism: Oryza brachyantha (malo sina)
Lineage: Eukaryota; Viridiplantae; Streptophyta; Magnoliopsida; Poales; Poaceae
Exons: 5
Coding region: 56-658 (200 amino acids)
Source: RefSeq, a predicted model, not a curated record